GUCUAUAAAUACGUCCCAAACUUAUGUCAAUUUGAAAUCAAGAUCACAGAACUCUAAUUCAAAGGCUCUUAAAGGUUCAAAGUUUCUCCCAAAGGCUCUCAAAAAAUCUCUCUUUAAGUAUUCCUUGGUUAAUUCUCCAUGGAAGCAACAAGUUUAGCCAUACAGGCCCCUACUUAUGGAAACCUAAUUACUGUUCUCAGCAUUGAUGGUGGUGGAAUUAGAGGAGUUAUUCCAGGAGUUAUCCUUAGUUUUUUAGAAUCUGAGCUUCAGAAGCUAGAUGGUGAAGAUGCAAGAAUUGCAGAUUAUUUUGAUGUGAUUGCAGGAACAAGCACAGGUGGUCUUGUGACUGCCAUGCUGGCUAGCCCAAAUGAAAAGAACCGACCCUUGUAUGCCGCCAAGGAUAUCAAGGACUUCUACCUAAACAACUGUCCAAAAAUCUUUCCACAAAAUAGUUUCCCGUUGUUUCCUCAAACUACAAAGAUAAUAAAAGCUCUAUCUGGGCCAAAAUACAAUGGCAAGUAUCUACAUAGCCUUGUCAAGGAAAAACUUGGAAACACAAGAUUGCACCAGACAUUGACGAAUGUUGUCAUCACAACAUUUGACAUCAAGCGACUCCAACCAACUAUCUUCUCCAGCUUUGAGGUGAAGAAAAACCCAAGCUUAGAUGCUUUAGUCUCAGACAUAUGCAUUGCAACCUCAGCUGCACCAACUUAUCUUCCAGCUCAUUACUUUGAAACCAAAGAUGCAGACGGAAAAGUGAGAGAAUUUAACCUUAUUGAUGGAGGAGUUGCUGCAAAUAAUCCGGCUUUAGUUGCAAUUGGUGAAGUAACAAAAGAGGUUAUCAGAGGAAGUCCUGACUUCCCCAUCAAACCAAUGGACUAUGGAAGGUUUCUGGUUAUAUCAUUAGGAACUGGAUAUUCCAAAGCUGAAGAGAAAUAUGAUGCACAUAAGGCAGCUAAGUGGGGUAUUUUGAGUUGGUUAACAAGCGGGGGUUCCACUCCUAUAGUUGAUGUAUUUACGCAAGCAAGUGCUGAUAUGGUUGAUGUACACAAUUCUGUAGUUUUCCAAGCCCUUCAUUCAGAGAAAAGCUACCUUCGGAUUCAGGAUGACGCGCUAAGUGGGGAUGUUACUUCUGUGGAUAAAGCCACAAAGAAAAAUUUGGAUGAUCUUGUGAAGGUUGGUGAAGGACUGUUGAAGAAACAAGUUUCUAGGGUGAAUUUGGACACCGGCCUUUUUGAGCCUACGAGUGAAGAGAGUAAUGAAGAGGCUCUCAAAAGGUUCGCAAAACUACUCUCCGAAGAGAAGCGGCUUCGCGAAACUAGGACUCCUCAUGGACAUGCUGCAAAGUCCAAAUGAUAUUAAAAAAAAUAAUAAUAAUAAAAAAAAAGAGUGAAUUCUUUCAUUGGUGUUGUAGAAACAGUUGUAACUUGUAAUAUUGAAGUGGAAGCAAAGAAAAUCCACCAUUUAAUUCUUUUAAA
This is a messenger RNA of Quercus lobata, 1478 nucleotides long. Its product is annotated as patatin-like protein 2. Gene Ontology annotation, biological process: lipid metabolic process. Gene Ontology annotation, molecular function: glycerophospholipase activity; monoacylglycerol lipase activity. The coding region runs from base 139 to 1356 and encodes 405 amino acids. NCBI's taxonomy places the organism in Eukaryota, Viridiplantae, Streptophyta, Magnoliopsida, Fagales, Fagaceae. The transcript is spliced from 7 exons. The record is from RefSeq and is a predicted model, not a curated record.